AACCAUGCGAGUGCCGUGGACAGAUGUACACAAAUUUCUCAAAGUGACUACGUUGUCAAUCAACAAUCAUUCAGCCAAUCGAACGCAUCGAUGGACAGAAACAUGACCCAGGCCAGUGGGUCGAUGACUCAGAAUGGUAUCACUACAAAUACUACCAGCUCCCAGACGUCUGCGGCUAGUCAAAUGAGCAAUUACAAUAAUAUGACAACUUUCACGCAAGGUUCUAACGGUCAGGGUUCAAACAGCGCGAGCAGCUCUAGUUCGAGUUCGAGUAGUUCAAGCAGCAGCAGCAGUAGUAGUAGCAGUAGUAGUAGUUCCAGCUCCAGCAGUUCCGGUGGUAACAAUCAAUAUAAUAAUCAAGGAUCUGGUGGACAAUGGAACAACCAGAACCAGGGAUCUAGUGGUAAUAAUCAGUGGAAUAAUCAAGGAUCUGGUAACAAUAAUCAAUGGAACAAUCAAAAUCAAGGACAAAAUAACCAAUGGAAUAACAAUAAUCAAGGUCAAAGCAACAACAAUCAGUGGAAUAAUCAAAAUCAAGGACAAAACAACCAGUGGAGCAAUCAAAAUCAAGGGCAAAAUAACAACAACCAAUGGAAUAACCAAAACCAAGGUUCUAACGGACAGUGGCAAAAUCAAAACCAAGGAUCUGGAGGAAACAAUCAAUGGAACAACCAGAAUCAAGGUCAAAGUAGCAACAACCAAUGGAAUAAUCAAAAUCAAGGUCAGAAUAAUCAAUGGAAUAAUCAAAACCAAGGCCAAAGUAGCAGUAACCAAUGGAAUAAUAACAAUCAAGGACAAAAUAACCAGUGGAGUAAUCAAAACCAGGGUCAAAAUAAUAAUAAUCAGUUCAACAACCAGAAUCAGGGUCAAAAUAAUCAGGGACAAGACAAUAGUAACCAGUGGAGUAAUCAAAACCAAGGUCAAAAUAAUCAAUGGAACAACCAGAAUCAAGGUCAAAAUAGUAACAACCAGGGAAACAAUAGUAAUCAAGGACAAAACAACCAAUGGAGCAACCAGAAUCAAGGUCAAAAUAGUAACAACCAAGGAAACAAUAAUAAUCAAGGGCAAAACAAUCAAUGGAGCAACCAGAAUCAAGGUCAAAAUAGUAACAACCAGGGAAACAAUAGUAAUCAAGGACAAAACAACCAAUGGAGCAACCAGAAUCAAGGUCAAAAUAGUAACAACCAGGGAAACAAUAGUAAUCAAGGACAAAACAACCAAUGGAGCAACCAGAAUCAAGGGCAAAAUAGUAACAACCAGGGAAACAAUAAUAAUCAAGGGCAAAACAACCAAUGGAACAACCAGAAUCAAGGUCAAAAUAACAACAACCAAUGGAACAAUAAUAAUCAGGGCCAAAAUAAUCAAUUUAGCAACCAAAAUCAAGGUCAAAAUAACAACAACCAGUGGAACAACAAUAAUCAGGGCCAAAAUAACCAAUGGAACAAUCAAAAUCAACAAUCGAACAGUAAUACUCAAUGGAAUAACCAGAGUCAAAGUGAGAGUCAUCAAACAAGCACGCAAACACAAAACUCUACCAGUACCAAUCAAUGGAAUAAUCAAAAUCAGGGACAAAACCAAGAAUUUAACAACCAGAAUCAAGGCCAGAACAGUAAUAAUCAAUGGAGCAACCAGAAUCAGGGUCAAAACCAACAGUCGAACAAUCAGAACCAGGGAUCUAAUAAUAACAACCAAUCGAGCAAUAAUAUUCAAGGCCAAAAUCAGCAAACUAAUAAUCAAAAUCAAGGAUCAAAUAGUAACAAUCAAAAUCAAAGUCAGAACAACAAUAACAACCAAGGCUCAAAUCAAAACCAGAACCAAGGGCACAACAACAACAGUUCAAAUCAAAGCUCCAACAACCAAAACAAUCAGGCGUCCUCCGGAUCAACGCAAACAAAUGAAAGUAAUCAACAGAACACAACGAAUAAUCAACAAUCUUCUGGAAAUCAAGACAUCAAUACUCAGAGUCCUACUUCUUCUACCACUAUUGCUCCACAAACAACUUCCACGGAAGCUCCACUAGAGGCUAGUUCCACAACGAUAACAACGACCACUGCCACUACUCCAGAAAUGCAAUCUACAACAAUGACCACUGCUGAACAGAUGACAACAACUACAUCUACUGCUGCUCCAACUGCUCCAACAGCUACUACUCCCGCAACAACACAAUCAAUUACAACUGAACCAACAACACCUUCUACUCCUAGUACUCCGUCGUCUACAGAAGCAGUUUCCUCAACACAGUCCCCUAGUAGUGUAACUUCUUCCCAGAGUGUACCAACUAGCUCUGAAACACCGGCUACUACACAAAGUACAACUAGCACAACUACCACAACCACACAAACCACAUCAUCGUCUAGUAGCACCGCUACCGAACCAUCCACAAUGCAAGUUACCACUACAGAGGAACCUGCGAAAACAACUACUGUUGCUUCCUCAACAACACAAACUCCUACCACACUGGCACAAAGCACACAAUCAUCUAGUGCUAGUGAAUCUACUACUACACCGCCACACACUACACCAACACAAGUUUCGGAAGCGUCAGUCACACAAACAUUCAUAAACACAACAACAGAAUCUAGUCCGGAAACUUCAUCGGUUGAAAGUUCCGAAACAACUUCACCCACACAAACAACCACACCACGUGAGGAGUCACCCAUGACUACCGUCACUGUACCCGUAGAAAAUCGCCCAGAAAUUACCGAAUCUACCACACUCACACCUGAAACAACACAACACAGUGAAAACAAUACACAAGAAACCUCUACACAACAUUCCACUACCCAUUCUUCUAGCACACAGGAACAAUCAAAUACAGAGCCAUCGACGACAACAGUCGCUGAAGCAAGCACAAAGGAACCCAGCACCGAACAAUCCACGGUGACGGAAGAGUCCACCACACUUACCGUACCUACGCAAGAAACAAGCACUCUCUCGUCUUCAACCACAACACAAUCUACACCAGCUCCUACGGAAGCAAACACUACACUUGAAAACACAACCACACCAGAACCCACCACUACACAAACAACCACCACGAGUCCUUCGGCUACUGCUUCUAGUUCGGCAGAAACGAGCACAGAAGCACCAACUACACAACCGAUACACACUACACAAUCAUCUACAGCAUCUUCUUCCAAAGAACCAACAACAACCACACAAGCUACACCUUCAAGCACACAAACAACCACAAUGCUCACAACAAUCGUUAUGCAAAGUACUCAGUCCACAACCAAUCUCUCUUCUUCAGCACAACCAUCAAGUACUACGCAGGGACCGUCCACUGCGUCAACCACCGGCAGCUCUGGCUCUACCACUAGUAGCCAACCAUCAGCAUCUGGACCUGCUCCUGCAUGUACAGAGGAUGGCUUCAUGGGUGAUCCGAACGAUUGUAAGAAGUUCUACCGUUGUGUCUCGAAUGGCAAUGGUCAAUUUACGCGAUACGAAUUCCGCUGCGGAGAUGGAACUGUAUGGGAUGAUAGUGCUGGCAGUUGCAACCAUGACUGGGCCGUACAGGAUGGACGAUGCGGUAAGACAAAUGGACAAGGAUCGGGACCACAGGGUGGAUCUCCGAACGGGCCUACUGAAAAUGGCAGUGGACCUACCAGCACGAGUAAACCAACCGAGGGGCCAAACGGUCCAAAUGGACCAGAUGGACCAAACGGUGUACCAAAUGGACCUGAUGGAGGACCAAAUGGACCAGAUGGACCAAACGGAGGGCCAAAUGGACCAGAUGGACCAAACGGUGGACCAAAUGGACCUGAUGGAGGACCAAAUGGACCAGAUGGACCAAACGGAGGGCCAAAUGGACCUGAUGGACCUGGUGGACCUAAUGGACCUGACGGACCUAAUGGACCUGACGGACCUAAUGGACCUGAAGAACCAACUGAAUCUAAAGGUCCGGAUGGACAAAAUCAAACAAACGGACCCGAAGAAUCCACUACUGCCGGACAACAGUCAACUACAGUUCCACCGUGCCAAACUACCACCACCACCCAAACGCCCUCAGUACCUGCAGGAAGUAACGGUGUAUGCGAACAAGAAGGAUUUAUGGAACAUCCAACGAAUUGUAAAAAGUUCUAUCGUUGCGUCGACAACGGCAACGGUGGAUACGAUCGUUACGAGUUCACCUGCGGUCCCGGUACCGUUUGGGAUAAUGACAUUCUUGCCUGUAACCAUCCAACAUCGGUCCAAAAUUCCAAAUGUGGAACUGGAGGAGAAACGGCAUCCUCUCAGCCUCCGGGUAGUUCGUCUGGUCCAGGAAAUACCUAUCUGCCUCCAGCACAAUCCUCUACCGAAUCUAUGCCAAGUACUACGGAGCAAGCAAUGAGUAGUCUGGAACCGGAAUCUCUUACCACAGGUGCUACAGAGGCAGCUAGUCAGGAAACAACUAGCGGUACAAGUAGCACAACGGCAUCACCAGAAUCAGCAACUUCAACUUCCGAAGCACCCAAGGAAGAAACUUCGUCCUCCGCUCAAGAACAAACUACAGAAACUCAAAGUCAAACAGAAGCUUCCAAGGGAGAAACCACAGCAAACUCUCAAGAGCAGACAACCGAGUCCCAGAGUCAAACAUCCACUACCGUGGCGGGAGAUUCCUCCACCACGCCUGAAGGUGCUACCGAGACUUCAACAAUGCCCUCAUCGGAAGGAUGCGAUUCGGAAGGAUUUAAGCCUCAUCCGACCAACUGUAAGAUGUUCUACCGCUGUGUCGAUAAUGGCAAAGGUGGUUACACGAAGUACGAGUUCACUUGCUCGGAGGGCACAGGUUGGGACGAAAGCAAACAAGCAUGUAACUACGAGUACGAAAUUCCAAACUGUGGUGCUGACCGUCCACCAGAGCCAGAACCCGAGCCAAGCGGUACGGACAUGACGACUGGAAGCAGUGAUGGUACCACCGCUGCAACAGACGCUACAACGACACAAGCACAAACAGAUGGUACUACUUCCGGUCAAGAGACUACAACUGCCAAGCAAGACACGACGACAGCUCCAGCACAGGAAACCACUACGACUCCGGCAGAACAGCAAGCAACAACUACAACAGAGGCCAGCCAAGAAACGACCACAGCUCCCAGCGAUUCAACUACCGCUGCUGCAUCGACUCAGGAAACGACGACCACCACCGGACAGGAAAUGACUACAUCCGGCGAAGUGGCAUCUGAAAUGACAACUGCACAGGGUCAGGAAACGACCACCUCUGCUAGUGAAAUGACUACCGAAAACUCGCAGCAACAGACUACUACUAUGAGUAGCUCCUCUUCUUCGGGCGAAUGUACUGAGGAAGGUUUUAUGGGUAAUCCGGACGAUUGCCGCAAGUUCUACCGCUGUGUAGACAAUGGCAAGGGUGGAUACAAUAAGUAUGAUUUCACUUGCGGCGAAGGUACCGCAUGGGAUCAGGCACUGCAAACAUGUAAUCAUGAGAAUGUUGUUGAAAUGUGCGGCGGACAGACAGGUAACACUAGCAAUAACACUAAUCAAACACAAUCAUCAUCAACAACAACCACAACCACAUCUACUACUGCUUCUACUACUAUUUCCACUACUACUACUACUACCACACAAGCUCCUUCCACCACCACUACUACUACCACACAAGCUCCUUCUACAACCGCUUCUACCACUAGCACCACCCAAACACCCACUACCACCACUACACAAAGCACAACCUCCACCACCUCCACCACCACCACUUCCUCCGCACCUUCAUCAACAACUUCAUCAUCAACUUCAUCAUCUUCAUCAACCACCCAAAGCAUGCAAUCCUCGUCCGAAUCCACCACUGAACGCAUGAAAGCUUCUUCAUCCUCCACAACGCCUGUCAACUGUACGGAGGCUGGAUACUUUCCGAAUCCGGACGACUGUACCAAGUUCUAUCGCUGCGUUGACUGGGACGGUAUGGGUGAAAACUUUUCCGUCUUUCACUUCGACUGCCCCGAGGGUACCAUUUGGGAUCCCGCUGUAAAUACCUGCAAUCACGAGGACAGUGUCCAGCCACCCCGCAAUUGUUCCAAAUCUGCACCAGCGGAAACAACUGAAUCGAACGCUGAAUCAACCACCUCUGUUACAGAAGAACCAGGCUCUACGACCGAAGCCGCCCAAAUGACGACAGCCCAGCAAACGGAAGCAACGACUGCGGCCAGUAGCCAACAGGAGACGACUACCGAUUCUAUGAGUUCCGAAACGACGGCUGCCGGGAAGGAAGAAACCACAACUCAGGCACAAAUGAUGACUACCACAGAGGGAACGGGCCAGGAAACGACAACAGCGGCCGCGCAAGAAACUACCGAAGCAACCACGAUGACUGAAGCAUCCCAGGAAACUACCACCGCGGCAACGAACGAGACAACAACGAUGGCUGCCCAGGAAUCUACUACGAUGGCUGCACAGGAAUCCACCACGAUGCCUGCUCAAGAGACAACAACAAUGGCUGCCCAAGAAUCAACUACGACGGCCGCUCAGGAGACAACGACAAUGGGUGCCCAAGAAUCUACUACGAUGGCCGCUCAGGAAACAACGACAAUGGCAGCACAAGAAACGACAACGAUGGCCGCUCAGGAGACAACUACAAUGGGUGCACAAGAAACGACGACAAUGGCUGGUCAAGAAUCUACCACAGCCAGUGGCCAACAGGAAACAACUACAGCCUCUGGUGGUGAGCAAGAGACGACAACCAUGGCACAAUCUGAGAUGACCACCGAAGCUGCCGGGCAGGAGCAAACAACCGAGGGUAUGGAAUCGACUACGGAACCAGCUUCCCAGGAAUGUCCAGCAGGGUGCAUGAGCUCGUGCCCACCAGUCGAUGAGGAUCAGGAACGUUUCGUGUGUCCGACCGGAUUCAAACGUCACCCGAAGAAUUGCAACCUGUUCUACCAGUGUACGGAGAAACCGAACAGCUACGACUACAGCAUCGUCGUGUUCAGCUGUCCAAAUGAUACCGUUUAUCAGGAGGAUCGAACACAGUGUACAGAACCUGCUGAGGGAGAUGAUCGUUGCAAGGCAGCUAAUCUGCGAUCACAGCUGCGUAACACGCGCCAGCUGCCAGUAAUGCAGCUUGGCUCAAUGGAACCGCUCUGUCCAACCGAUGGCCAUUUCGCGAUCGACGAUCAAAAGUGCAGCUCGACGUUCCUGCGCUGUACCCAAGGACGGUCUGGCCUUCAGCCGAACAUGUACCGCUGUCCGAAGGGUUACGUUUACUGGCGAGUUAGCCGUCGCUGUGAACGUGUCCAGAAGAUCCCCGAGUGUCAAACGACACCGAUGCAGGAACGCUCGGAACUUCCGGUCGAAUGGAUCAACAUCGGCAAUCGACGCCGAAGCUUGUUCUAGAGAUGAAAGCGUUGAGUUUUCGGGGAGCAAACACGCUCCGGCUGCCAUAAUUCUUCAUCGUGUUCCAGAAUCCUUCUAGCUGUUUUCUUUCCUUGGUGCAAACUAACUGCUCAACGUUAGUGAGAACUGGUGCCAGUGUGGGUGGGUGUUCGGUGUUGGGCUGUUUCGGACCACACCUGAACCACCGAAACCCCCGUCCUGUGCAGCUGUGACACCCAGUUUUAGUCAGCGAUAAAUGUUUCAAGCACUCCAUAGCUAACCUGGUUGCGAUCGGUAGCAGUCCGGUGUCCGAUCGUUGACAAUAUACAAACUACGCUAGGUAUACUAGAUUUUAGGUUCUAGCAGUGUAAGUGUACGUCUGAUGCACGGCAGUGUAAAUAAUUCCAUCGCAAAAUUCAUCAGACGACUUGGUUUUGUGAGAGGUUUGUGAGAUUUCGACGAAAAGAAAAAAAAACUCCAGAAAAAGAGGUCAAAUUUAACCCUGAUUACUCUCCGGUUCACUGUCACACAUCUCAACCAACAGUGUGGCCAGGAUCGAUUUCGUUCUACAGGAUUGUUCCUGCCGCACACAGUAGUUAGACACUUUGCAAAAAUGAGCUUUAACCGAGGUUGUUCCCGGAAAGUUUUGUACCAUUGUUUUCGCAAAGCAAGUGACGGUGAACCACUGAGCAAUCGCAUUGUAGCGAUAUACUAUUUUUGCAUCACGUACGAACGAUUUAAGUGUAUUAGGAUAGUAAACCGUGCGCUUCUACAGCGGUGCAUGUGCAAAACAAACGAAACAGGUAUAUCGAAAUAAAGCUGCUGUAAUUUAUUGUA
This is a messenger RNA of Anopheles funestus (African malaria mosquito), 8142 nucleotides long. RefSeq lists its product as uncharacterized. The transcript has 5 exons. Gene Ontology annotation, molecular function: chitin binding; protein binding. Lineage: Eukaryota; Metazoa; Arthropoda; Insecta; Diptera; Culicidae. Bases 91 to 7326 code for a protein of 2411 amino acids. Gene Ontology annotation, cellular component: extracellular region. The record is from RefSeq and is a predicted model, not a curated record.